AUGAAUCCGCCAACCCUAGCCAGUCCAUUCAUUCUCGAAAUUGCUAAACAUUUACCGAUUGUUGAAGCAAUUGAUAAAAUUCGCUUCUUAAACACUGAACUUUUCAAUAGAAUCUCGAAGAAUUUAAGGAAUUUCCGCGAAUGCCGUGGACGAGUUGCCUACUUGCAACAGGUCGAGCUCACUUACGUUGAUCAAAACGAGGAUCUCAUCACAGUUGGCUUGAAAAAGUUUCUUGAAGAGAAUGAAGAGAAUGAAGAUUCGAUCGUUUUGUUUGAAGUACUGGCAAUUGAUGCAUCAUUGACGCAAUCCGCACUGACGAAACGUUUCCUUAGCAACACAUGCGUUGACGUGGCUCUACUAGUGUGGACAAAUGACACAUUUGACGGUUUCAUUCGUCGUCCACUCUACGCACCACACGAUCCAUCAAUUCCGAUGGAUCCUUUAGAGGCUUAUCUGGCUGCCCAAAGUGCUAAAUCCAAUCGACUUGAAACCAUCGAAAAGGGUACUCAAGUUGCCACGUGGAUCGGCCAAUUCCUUAGACGUCCUCGUCUUUAUGGAUUCUUGAUUGCUUGCGUGGAUCGGCUUCAAUAUUUUGCAUUACCCACCUCAAUUCGAAUGAAUUACAGCCAACUCCCUACCACUUUCACGGAGAACAUGAAAAUUCGACCGAAAAUCGAUUCGGUCGGGAAAUUUGCGGGAUUGCUCGAGGCUUAUCAAGAUCGUCAAAUCGUGCACUACGCCGAGAAUUUGUCGUUCGUUUGCAGUCAUGAAGUGGUGGCUGAGAUUUGGAACAGACAAAUUCUGGCCGAAGAUGCAAUCUUUCAAAAAGAGAUCCUUUCGCCAGAUUCGAUUCAGCUCACAUGGGCAAAAAGCAGUUUGAAAUUGCCGGAGGAGUUAAAUCAAGAGUUUGAGCAGCUUAAUCCAUUCGAUCCAAUCGAUGUGACCAUUGAAGGAUGCGAGGAAAGGGGAGACAAAAACUAUCACUUAUUGCAAAAGAUUUUCCAAGAGUACCUC
Messenger RNA from Mesorhabditis belari, 1014 nucleotides. NCBI's taxonomy places the organism in Eukaryota, Metazoa, Nematoda, Chromadorea, Rhabditida, Rhabditidae. The record is from the annotation of a GenBank genome assembly.